AUGACCAUGAGCUCGUUUUUGAUAAACUCCAACUACAUCGAACCCAAGUUCCCGCCCUGCGAGGAGUUCGGGGCGCCCGGCGGCCCCGACGGGGGAGGCUACCCCCCGCCCCCGCAGCCCCCUCAGCCCCCGCCGUCCCCGCACCUGCAGCCGCCCCCGGGGGCCGGCCGCUCGCCCCCAGGCUACUACCGCCCGCCGAGGCCCGGGCCCGAGCCGGGGUACCCGGCGCCCCCCACCGCCCUCUACCCCGCGCCCCCCGCCGCCAGCGCCCGCUACCCGUACGGCUACGGCCGAGCCGGCCCAGGCCGGCCCCGGCACGAGCAGCCCCCACCCCCACCGCCCCCGGCCCAGGGGCCCGCCCGGGGUCCCGCGGCCGCCCCCGGCGGACAGAGCCUUCUGGCGGCCGGCCAUGGCCCGCCGCCCCCGCAGCAGCAGCCGCAGCCCGCGCCCCCUCCGGGGCUCCCCCGCCGCAGCGAGGCCGCCCCCGCCGCCGGCAGCCCCCCGGGGUGCCCCCUGCUCCUGGCCGACAAGAGCCUGUGCGGCCUCAAGGGCGGCAAGGAGCCCGUGGUGUACCCCUGGAUGAAAAAGAUCCAUGUCAGCACCGUCAACCCCAAUUACAAUGGAGGGGAACCCAAACGCUCCCGAACCGCCUACACCAGGCAGCAGGUCUUGGAGCUGGAGAAGGAGUUUCAUUUUAACCGUUACCUGACCCGGCGGCGUCGCAUCGAGAUCGCUCACACGCUCUGCCUCUCCGAGCGCCAGGUCAAGAUCUGGUUCCAAAACCGGAGGAUGAAGUGGAAGAAAGACCACAAACUGCCCAACACCAAGAUGCGCUCCUCGGCUCCGGCCCCAGGCAGCCAGCUCUCCAAGACACAGACUCAGGGCCCGCAUCUUCACCCUCGCCACCAGCCAGGUGCCUCCACACCCAACGCCUCCACGCUAUAAUCGUCCACAUCCCCAGACCGAUUUUAUUCC
Messenger RNA from Trichosurus vulpecula (common brushtail), 975 nucleotides. It is a transcript of the gene HOXA4, whose product is annotated as homeobox A4. Gene Ontology annotation, biological process: regulation of transcription by RNA polymerase II; anterior/posterior pattern specification; embryonic skeletal system morphogenesis. Gene Ontology annotation, molecular function: RNA polymerase II cis-regulatory region sequence-specific DNA binding; DNA-binding transcription factor activity, RNA polymerase II-specific. The coding region runs from base 1 to 945 and encodes 314 amino acids. The transcript is spliced from 2 exons. Gene Ontology annotation, cellular component: nucleus. Lineage: Eukaryota; Metazoa; Chordata; Mammalia; Diprotodontia; Phalangeridae. The record is from RefSeq and is a predicted model, not a curated record.